AUGGAAGUUCCAGGAAAACAUUGUUACUUCUCCUGUAUGGAGUAUGUGCACGGCUUGAUCUGCAUUGAAGAUAUAGACUCACGAAAGCCCCUAGUUUGGAACCCUACCCUGGGACAAUUAUUAGUUUUACCCAAACCCAAAAUGAGCUCCAGACAUAUGAACGUGUUUUUAGGAUAUGAUCCAGUUGAAGGUAAACACAAAGUAGUGUGCCUUCCCCAUAGAAAAACUUGCUACGUCUGCCGAGUUUUUACUUUGGGAACAGGGCAAGAAUCAUGGAGAACCGUCAAAACUAAAUUUAAGCAUAGUGUUGAAUCCUUUGCUUCUGGUCGAUGCAUCAAGGGGGUGAUAUAUUAUCUAGCAUGUAAUCGUCAAGGGUAUGAUACAGUUGUAAUGAGCUUUGAUGUGAGAUCUGAAAUAUUACAUAUGAUAGAACUACCCUCAAGUAUUCAAUGGGAUGUGCUUAUAACUUACAAGGGGAGAUUAGCUUGUAUUGAUGAAAUAGAUGAUAAUAGAUUGUGGAGUCUGGAGGAUGAAACAGAUAAACACUACAAGUGGUCGUUUCAAGACUUUCUCUCACCUUUAUACAAGUUUUUUUUCCAACUACAAGGCUCCACUCAUGCUGGUGAGUUUAUUUAUGUACCUUUCAACAAAUCGUCGUAUAUUGAAUUCUACGAUCCGGUGGGAAACAGUUGGAGAAGACUUGAACUUGAAGGAAACUCAGACAAAGAAUUUGGACACAGAACUAUGAAGGUUUUCCCUAAUCACAUUGAAAGUCUUAUGCCUUUGUAA
Molecule: messenger RNA, 789 nt
Organism: Eruca vesicaria subsp. sativa (arugula)
Lineage: Eukaryota; Viridiplantae; Streptophyta; Magnoliopsida; Brassicales; Brassicaceae
Source: the annotation of a GenBank genome assembly